ACGCCUCCAGGAGGGAGCUGCUCCUCACGUCUCCUCCUCCUGUCUGUCCAGCCGGCAAAGUUGUUACUGCCAGAGUGGAAGUGUUCUCAAACUGGACAGAGGAAACACGGAAAACUUUUCCAGCUCCAGCUGCCACUCUCAACCCAACCCACAACUGGAUAAAUGUCCUAGCUGGACGCGUCAUUGCGCGUGGGAAUGCGUUUCACCGUUAACCGUCCGAGCUUAGGAUAAAGGAUUCUCAUGCCUCUAUGCAGUGUUUAGGAGACAACUGUUUUGUGUGUGGAUUUCCAUCCCUCCAUAUAAACAAAAAAGAAAGUAUGAUUAGUGCGGAUGUGUAAAAACAUCCACUAUUCUCUUUAGUUUCAAAGUAUCAGUGCUAGUGUCAGCCCCGCAUCCUCCGUAUUUAAAAUGCUGAUCCUCGUGUAUACAGCUGUGCUCUUUUACCUCAAGCAGUCAGCCGGCGCCGAGCCGAAUGCAACAUGUCCAACCCGAUGCGAUGUGAAUACCUGUCCGGGCCCUAGCUGCCCCAACGGCUACGUGCUGGACCGCUGCAGCUGCUGCCUGGUGUGCGCCUUGGGGGAAGGAAAGUCGUGCGGCCGCCGGGACGAUCUGCCGUGUGGGGACGGCCUGCAGUGUAAACCCAAGGCGAGCAAGCGUUUCUCCCACGGAGUCUGUCAGUGCAAGUUGAGCCACGGAGUUUGCGGCAGCGACGGGAAGACCUAUGUUAAUGUUUGCCAUCUGAGGACGAGCAGCAGGAAGGCCGUGCAGCUGGGACUCUCCAGCAUCACCCAAGUCCUGCGUGGAGCGUGUGACGCCAGCAUAGAUCCUUCACAUGCCGCCAGUCCUCGUUACAAGUUCAACUUCAUAGCUGAUGUAGUGGAGAAAAUUGGUCCUGCUGUGGUCCACAUCGAGCUCUUUCUCAGGCAUCCUCUCUUUGGUCGCAACAUCCCUCUGUCUAGUGGAUCUGGAUUCGUGAUGGCAGACAAUGGACUUAUUGUGACUAAUGCCCAUGUAGUCUCCAGCACUACUCCAGUAUCCGGUCAACAACAUAUCAAGGUCCAGAUGCAUAAUGGUGACGUAUAUGAAGCCAGCAUCAAAGACAUGGACAAAAAAUCUGACAUUGCUACCAUCAAAAUCAACUCACAGACAAAGCUGCCUGUGUUGUUUCUGGGCCACAGUGCAGAUUUGAGGCCAGGAGAGUUUGUGGUUGCCAUUGGCAGCCCCUUUGCCCUCCAGAACACUGUCACCACUGGCAUCGUCAGCACUGCACAGAGAGAUGGCAAGGAGCUGGGCCUGCCGGACUCUGACAUGGACUACAUCCAGACAGAUGCUAUUAUCAAUUACGGGAAUUCCGGCGGACCUCUUGUCAAUUUGGAUGGGGAAGUGAUUGGCAUCAACACCCUGAAAGUUGCAGCGGGAAUCUCAUUUGCCAUUCCCUCUGACAGGAUCACUCGCUUUCUUAAUGAUUCCCUUGACAAGCAUAACAAGGAUGUAAGCGUAAAGAAGAAGAGUUUCAUCGGAAUCAGGAUGCUGACAAUCACACCAGCGUUAACUGAAGAGCUAAAACAGCAGAAACCAGAUUUCCCUGAUGUUACCAGUGGGAUUUUUGUCCAUGAGGUCAUUCCUCACUCACCUGCACAGAAAGGUGGUAUCCGAGAUGGUGACAUUAUUGUGAAACUAAAUGGCAGACCAAUGACAACAACAGGUGACCUGCAGGGGGCGCUGCAGGAGGAGACCGCCUUGCUACUGGAAGUCAGGAGGGAUAAUGAUGACCUGCUCUUUAAUAUCGAACCUGACAUUAUUAUGCAGUAGACAUUGUCGACACAGCACUGCUGCACAGUUAGACCUACAGCGGAAAUGACAUGGUGGAUGGUACAACUUAACUGUACCAAAAUAAAAGGUGCAAAGUAUCGUUAAGGACAACAUGGUACAUGCCCACCCCCUCUAUCAGGUCAAGGCUGGAAUAACCUGCAGUCAACCACACCCAUUUAAUGAAUGUUAACUAUGUGCUUCUUUUACAAAGAUAGUUUCAGUCAGUAUAUAGAUUUUAAUGAAGAGAAUAACUAAACAACAACAGCUGUUGGGCAGUAUCUCAGGGUGUACAUGUGGGAAAUGACAAGAUAGCAGCCAAGUUGAAUCAUGUACUGUGGACUGUUACACAACUGUUGCUGGUCUCCACACCACCUCACUCUCUUCUCUCCCCUCUUUUUUCUCUGCUCACCCUAACCAGUCUGUUUCUGCCAGAGGUUUCUUCCCAUUAAACAGGAGUUUUCUUUCCUUCCACAGUUGGCAACCGUUUGCUUGUUGUGGGAACUGUUGUGUUUGCCUAUAAUAAUGUAUGGUCUGAUUCUGUGUUUCGAUUCUACGCUAUACAAAUAAAAUUGAAUUGAAAUUAUGUCAACACUCAAACCUACUUAUGCAGGAUGCGUGGCCCCUAAGGUCCUGGGAGUAAAAGCAUUAGUGCAACAAAACAUAUCCCAGGUUGGUUGAACUUGAUCAUCUCAUAGUAUGGGCCCUAGCUUUAUUUAUUUCCCAAAUAAUAGGGUUAAUAAUAAUAAAAUCCAGGGCUGUGUAUUUAAUCAUUUUUCUGAGCACAAACAAAAUGUAGAGCUAGUGGGCCGUGAGGAGAUAUUAGCCGAAUUUCACAAAAAUUGUUCAAAUUAUACAUAUGUACCUUACUGAUAAUUACGAUCUUAUACAUUUUACAAUACUCAAAUUACUCACUCACUCAUCACUCACUCAUCGUCAUCCGCUUAUCCGGGGUCGGGUCGCGGGGGGAGCAGCUCAAGCAGGGGGCCCCAGACUUCCCUUUCCCGGGCCACAUUGACCAGCUCUGACGGGGGGAUCCCGAGGCGUUCCCAGGCCAGUGUUGAGAUAUAAUCUCUCCACCUAGUCCUGGGUCUUCCCCGAGGUCUCCUCCCCACUGGACGUGCCUGAAAAACCUCCCAAGGGAGGCGCCCAGUGGGCAUCCUUACCAGAUGCCCGAACCACCUCAGCUGACUCCUUUCUAAGUAAAGGAGCAGCGGUUCUAAUCCGAGUUCCUCACGGAUGACUGAGCUUCUCACCCUAUCCCUAAGGGAGACGCCAGCCACCCUUCUGAGAAAACUCAUCUCGGCCGCUUGUACCCGCGAUCUCGUCCUUUCGGUCAUCACCCAGCCCUCAUGACCAUAGGUGAGGAUAGGAACGAAGAUCGACCGGUAGAUCGAGAGCUUUGCCUUGCGGCUCAGCUUUCUUUUCGUUACAACGGUGCGGUAAAGCGAACGCAAUACCGCCCCCGCUGCUCCGAUUCUCCGGCCAAUCUCACGCUCCAUAGUACCCUCACUCGCGAACAAGACCCCGAGGUACUUGAACUCCUUCACUUGGACUAAGGACUCAUUUCCUACCCGGAGUAAGCAAUCUAUCGGUUUCCUGCUAAGAGUCAUGGCCUCAGAUUUAGCGGUGCUGAUCCUCAUCCCAGCCGCUUCACACUCGGCUGCCAGCCGAUCCAGUGAGUACUGAAGGUCACAAGCCGAUGAUCCAAUGAGGACCACAUCAUCCACAAAAAGCAGUGACGAGAUCCUCAGACCACCGAACUGCAACCCCUCCCCAGCACGACUAGGCCUCGAUAUCCUGUCCAUGUAUAUCACAAACAGGAUUGGUGACAAGGCGCAAUUACUCAAUUAUUUAUUAAAAUGUUGUAUUAAAUUUCUUUGUUAUUUAAAAAUUGUGCAACACACAAACUUCAUAUAGCUUAGGGACUAUACAAAAAUUAUUUGUUUUGACCGACUUCAUUUAUUAGUCAAAUUAAGAUUCUUGAAUAUUUUUGGAACCGAAUAAAGCUGAAUACAGAGGACACACAUUAAUAAGUUGAGAGCAGGACCUAAUUUUACACAGUAAACCAAAAUAAAAAAAAUUGCUUAUUGUAGUAGAAAAAUUAACUAAACAUGCUUAACAAAAUACUUUGUAUGUGGAUAGUAAGUUUCUGCAGCCUUGUAAGAGACUUUUAUGACUUGUAUUUACAUACACCAAAUGUUUAAGACUUAUGGUCGGCACUGUUAGUGUUGAAUAUAAUACGGUGAGACCAUUUGUUACUUAAUUACCCAUCAAAGGAAGGAGUGGAUGUCUUCUUAUCACCUAAAGAAACACAUGUGAAUCAGCUGCUAAUGUUUAGAUUCCUCUCUUUCCCACCACCCAUGUAUCCUUCCUGGAUUGGUUCAGAAGGACAGCCCUAAAUCCUCCUAUAUAAGACCUGUGUUUUUGACUGUUCUUUAUCCUCACUCUGAGACCCUUGUGGUUUCCCUGUGUUGAUCCUUUCUGCAGAAAGCCCCUUAUUAAAUACACGUAGAUAACUUUGUUGUUUCCAGCCUCUUGUAUCUCCAGAUUUCCAUCACACUUAUCUAAAAAAAACUUUUUUUCAAGAUUAUGCUUCCGUAUAAAUAGUCUAAAAAGAUAGACUAAUGAGAAAUAGCCUGAGAGCUGUGACAUAAAGAGUUGAAAACAGGAUAUAGAGAUUAUGCUUAUCUAUGCAGUGGUGGAAGUGUUCACAAGCAAACAUCUUGAUUUCCAAGCCCUAUAACAAUUUUUCUAUGUAUUUAUUGUGUUAUGCAUAUUACAUUUUCAAGGAUGUCCAUCUAAAAAAUGUUGAUUAGCCAAUAAAUUCUACUAUAUGUAAUAGCGAGUGUUCAAUACUCAUGUCUGUCCCUAUACAGUAUAAACAUGAAGAAAAUAAAGGCUACAUACUCUAA
Platichthys flesus (European flounder) is the source of this 4724-nucleotide messenger RNA. It is a transcript of the gene htra3b, whose product is annotated as HtrA serine peptidase 3b. The coding region runs from base 409 to 1812 and encodes 467 amino acids. Gene Ontology annotation, molecular function: protein binding; serine-type endopeptidase activity. Lineage: Eukaryota; Metazoa; Chordata; Actinopteri; Pleuronectiformes; Pleuronectidae. The record is from RefSeq and is a predicted model, not a curated record. The transcript has 10 exons. Gene Ontology annotation, cellular component: extracellular region. Gene Ontology annotation, biological process: proteolysis.